AUGGCGCAAUCCACCGCCCACCGCCGGCUUCUCCAGGAGUACCGCGCCCUCACCAAUAACCCGCCGGACGGCAUCACCGCCGGCCCAGUAUCCGAAGAUGAUCUCCUACACUGGGAAGCACUGAUUCAAGGGCCCGAAGGCACGCCCUUCGAGGGUGGUGUGUUCCCCGCUGAGCUCAAGUUCCCCAAGGACUACCCGCUUGCGCCGCCGAGCAUGAAGUUCCUGGGAGAGAUCUUCCACCCCAAUGUAUAUCCCAGCGGCCUGGUAUGCAUUUCCAUCCUGCACCCACCUGGCGACGACCCCAACCACUACGAGCAUGCCUCCGAGCGCUGGAGCCCCAUCCAGAGCGUCGAGAAGAUCCUGAUAUCCGUCAUGAGCAUGCUGGCAGAGCCCAACGAUGAGAGUCCCGCCAACGUCGAGGCUGCCAAGAUGUGGCGGAACCACAGGGCCGAGUACGAGAAGAAGGUCCGCGACGGCGUGAGGAGGAUGCUCGGCCUGUGA
Molecule: messenger RNA, 501 nt
Organism: Truncatella angustata
Lineage: Eukaryota; Fungi; Ascomycota; Sordariomycetes; Amphisphaeriales; Sporocadaceae
Product: ubiquitin-conjugating enzyme/RWD-like protein
Exons: 2
Coding region: 1-501 (166 amino acids)
Cellular component (GO): endoplasmic reticulum; cytosol
Source: RefSeq, a predicted model, not a curated record